AUGGGCGAGCACAACGCGCUGCUCAACCCCGGCUUCGUGGGGCCGCUGCUCAACAUCCACACGGGGGACGCGUUCUACUUCCCCAACUUCCGCGCGUCGGGCGCGCAGAUCCCGGGGUUCUCCUCCCUGCCCUACCCGAGGCGCGACAACUUCGGGGCCAUCCCCGCGUGGGGCCCCGCGGAGCCGUGCGGGACUUACGCGCAGCCGUGCCUGGGCUCGCUGAGCGCGGCGUGCGGCCGAGCCUGCGAACUCGCCCGCGGCGACUCCGAGGGCAAGUGCUACUACCGGGAGGGCGACAAGGAGCGGCCGGGGGGGGGGCUGGGCAACCACCUGGGCAACCACCUGGGCAACCUGGGCAACAACGCGGCGCCCUUCGGCAAGCUGGAGUUCGGAGCGGAGGCGGCGCAGGACGCGCAGCCGUGCGCGGGGCUGGAGCCCGAGCCGGGCUCGGCGCUGCUCGGAGAGGGAGCCAAGGCAGACGGAACCGGGCUGGGGUCGCCCCUGAGCGCCGCAGGAGGCGCUCCCUGGUACCCGCUGCAGGCGCGCUCCCGCAAGAAGCGCAAACCGUACUCGAAAGUGCAGCUGGCCGAGCUGGAGGGAGAAUUCCUGGUGAACGAAUUCAUCACCCGCCAGCGGCGGCGCGAGCUCUCGGAGCGCCUGGCGCUCAGCGACCAGCAGGUCAAGAUCUGGUUCCAGAACCGGCGCAUGAAGAAAAAGCGGCUCCUGCUGCGCGAGCAGGCGCUCUCCUUCUUCUGA
Messenger RNA from Catharus ustulatus (Swainson's thrush), 756 nucleotides. It is a transcript of the gene HOXC12, whose product is annotated as homeobox C12. The record is from RefSeq and is a predicted model, not a curated record. Lineage: Eukaryota; Metazoa; Chordata; Aves; Passeriformes; Turdidae. The coding region runs from base 1 to 756 and encodes 251 amino acids. The transcript has 3 exons. Gene Ontology annotation, molecular function: DNA-binding transcription factor activity, RNA polymerase II-specific; sequence-specific double-stranded DNA binding. Gene Ontology annotation, biological process: regulation of DNA-templated transcription.